AUGAAUAAUACAUUGUAAUCAUAUGAAAAUACCUGUCAUUAAUAUGAAUAAGAUCAGAUGCAGUUUAAGAAAAGAAAGGACAUGAACCUUAAAGAUGAGUAUUCCAUAAAAGAAAAGUAAAAAGGAGUCCUUGAUUUCGAUGAAACAAGCUAAAAAGAAAAUUAAACGUAUAAAGCAUUCAGAUUUUGAUAGAUAAAUGUCAUUGAUUAAGAAAAACUAUACAAAGUAUAUUGUAAAGAUGCAGAAUUUGAAUUUAAUAAAUAGUUAUGAUCAUAAUGUAAGAGUAGUAGAUCUCUCGAAUUCUAAAAUGACUGCUUUACAUGAAGGUAUCAGACAAUAUGCUCGUUUAUCGAUUAUUAAUUUGGCUAAUAAUCUCUUUUAAGAAGUACCCAGUUGUUUAUUUGAACUAUCUCUUUCGCAUAUUAAUCUAAAUAAUAAUUUGUUAAAGACUCUUAGACUUGGAGAUAAAUGGAAAUCAUCAUUAGAAAGAUUAGAUGUUGGCAAAAAUCAUAUUCGUAUAUUACCAGACGAAUUAUUUUAAUUGGAAUUGAUUAAAAUUGUUGAUUUGAGAAGCAAUGAUUUUACUAAAAUACCUAAUUCUAUAUUGAAUUUAGAAAAACAAUUAAAAGGAUUUGGUUUAGAUUGGAUUAAAUAUACUAAUCAUAAUUAUUUUGCUUCAAGUAAAAAAUUAAUUAUUCUUAAUCUUAGAAAAAGACAUGUUGAUUUCUGAUGAUCUCUUAAGAUUUUGGGAUUAAAUGCAUUAGCUCUUUAAAGAUAAUGAAUUCAUACUUUGUCAUGAUUACUUAGUAUUCAAUCAAAAAUACUACGAUGAUUAAAUUCAAGAUUCAAUUACUGUAUAAAUUCCAAAAUAGUCUAAUAUUACUAGAGCAACUCAAAGAAAUACUGAAUUAACUCUUUAANCCUUGCUCAUACCCAGGUGUUCCUUUCUAAAAUAGAAUUAUCAGUUUAAAUUUGUAGCCUCUAUGGUAUCCAAAUCUAAUAUUGUCAAUCUUUCUAUAACCACUAUUGGUUAAGACUUUCAACAAUUCACAUCCUAUUCCUCCAACACCUAUUAUUAGAAUAUUGCUAUUAGUUAUCUUUUCAUAUGUUUCAGGGGUGUAGAAUAAUUUUAAUGUUUAAUUCAUUAAAGAUUUUAAUUAAAUAAUAAUAUCCUUUUUAAUUUGUAAUAAGGAGAAUAUAUUUAACUAAUUUAGUCUAGUCCUUUGUUUGAUAUAAUUUUUUAAUAAAAAUUUUGUAUUUCCUAUUAUAUAAUCAUAUAAUCAAUAAUUAAAAAUAUUUCAAUCAGUUAUGAAUAAUACAUUGUAAUCAUAUGAAAAUACCUGUCAUUAAUAUGAAUAAGAUCAGAUGCAGUUUAAGAAAAGAAAGGACAUGAACCUUAAAGAUGAGUAUUCCAUAAAAGAAAAGUAAAAAGGAGUCCUUGAUUUCGAUGAAACAAGCUAAAAAGAAAAUUAAACGUAUAAAGCAUUCAGAUUUUGAUAGAUAAAUGUCAUUGAUUAAGAAAAACUAUACAAAGUAUAUUGUAAAGAUGCAGAAUUUGAAUUUAAUAAAUAGUUAUGAUCAUAAUGUAAGAGUAGUAGAUCUCUCGAAUUCUAAAAUGACUGCUUUACAUGAAGGUAUCAGACAAUAUGCUCGUUUAUCGAUUAUUAAUUUGGCUAAUAAUCUCUUUUAAGAAGUACCCAGUUGUUUAUUUGAACUAUCUCUUUCGCAUAUUAAUCUAAAUAAUAAUUUGUUAAAGACUCUUAGACUUGGAGAUAAAUGGAAAUCAUCAUUAGAAAGAUUAGAUGUUGGCAAAAAUCAUAUUCGUAUAUUACCAGACGAAUUAUUUUAAUUGGAAUUGAUUAAAAUUGUUGAUUUGAGAAGCAAUGAUUUUACUAAAAUACCUAAUUCUAUAUUGAAUUUAGAAAAACAAUUAAAAGGAUUUGGUUUAGAUUGGAUUAAAUAUACUAAUCAUAAUUAUUUUGCUUCAAGUAAAAAAUUAAUUAUUCUUAAUCUUAGAAAAAGACAUGUUGAUUUCUGAUGAUCUCUUAAGAUUUUGGGAUUAAAUGCAUUAGCUCUUUAAAGAUAAUGAAUUCAUACUUUGUCAUGAUUACUUAGUAUUCAAUCAAAAAUACUACGAUGAUUAAAUUCAAGAUUCAAUUACUGUAUAAAUUCCAAAAUAGUCUAAUAUUACUAGAGCAACUCAAAGAAAUACUGAAUUAACUCUUUAAGAAUCGACUAGCAGUUCUUAAAUGAUAUAAACUAAAACUAUUGGAUUAGAUAUCGAAAUCUCUGAUAAUGGAUCAAAUCUAAUGCAUAUUGCAGUUGAAAAUGAAGACAUAGGAAUUGUUAGAGCUCUUUUAAAUAUCAGAUUUGAAUUAUCUGCAUAAUUAGAUGAUGCUUCUCAUACUCCUCUUUCAUUAGCAAUCAAAGAAGAAAAGUAUCACUGUGCCAAAAUUUUAAUUAAUGCUUCUACAAAUCUUAAUAUAGGAGGGUAUUUCAUUAUAUCUAUUUAUAGAGGAGAAUUCAAUAGUGUACUCAAUUAGGCUGUUAAUAAAAUGCAAUAUUACUUAAUUAGAGAUAUAUUAAGCUCUAAAGUCUAAAUUAACAAACAAGAUAAAAAAGGAAAUGGCCCUUUACAUAAUCUUAUCCCAUCUUUUAAAAAAAAUUUAUAAGAAGCCACAAGAAUAGGACAUUUACUUAUUGAAAAAGGUGCAGAUCCUAAUUUAAGGAAUAUCAAUAAUAAUACCCCUUUGCAUUUAGCAAUUAAGAAAUCCUCUUAUUCUGCAUUACGUUUUGCUAUAUCAAUAAAUGAAUAAUUUUAACGUGAUGUUUUUUCUUUCAAAUUAUUGGGCCACAAAUGUAAUUCAGGUACCAGUAUUUAUGUAAUUAGUUAUGCAUUUUGCUGCUAAGAGUGAAAACAUUAAAAUUAUUUUAUAACUUUUCUCUCUCAAUCCUUAUUUGUUAUUUACUUAUAAUGAGGAACAAAAAAGACCUUUUGAUAUCAUCCAAAAAAAUUUCACUUUAAGCAAACUUAUUUCAGUUUUAGAACUUAUCUUUAUUAGAAAUCAUAUUCUUAAACAAUAUUUAAAAUCAAAUAGUUUAUCAAUUGAAUAACCUAUCAAAGAAGAACAAAAAUAAUAAAUUAAACAAAAAGAAUAAAAUAUUGAAUUUGGCAAGAAAAACAGUUUCGAUUUGGUUGAAUCAGAUGAGGAAGGUACAAAUAGGAUAGGAUUAAACAACUUUUAAAUAUUACCUAAUUUAAAAAGACAAUAAUCAUAACCUCCAAAAAGACCAAGUAUAAAGAAGGAGAACAAGAUCUCUUGUGAAAAUGUUGGACCUAUCUUUAUUCAUAAAUCUAUAUAAUAGGAUAGAAAUGAUAUUAAAUAAAUUGAAUUGCAAAAUCAAUAAAACAACAGCAAAUUCAAUAAAAAUAAAUUUAUAAAUAAGUAGAUUCAUAAACUAUUGAAAGAUUUAGAAAAUAUUUAAACUUUAAUGUAGGUUUAGCAAGAUUUUUACUCAUAAAUUGCUUUAGAAAAAUUAUUUAAUACAUUAAUUCAAUAAUUAAAUUAUUACAAGGAGGAUCCUCUAACAAAUUUAAUGAUUUAAAAUGCAACUUAAUUAUAGAAAAUAGAAUUUGAAUCUAGAAAAACAACAAGCCUUUCUUAUGAUAAUUCUCCAUUAUUCUUAGAUUAUGAAUAAUUUAUGAAGCUAUGA
Molecule: messenger RNA, 3714 nt
Organism: Paramecium sonneborni
Lineage: Eukaryota; Ciliophora; Oligohymenophorea; Peniculida; Parameciidae
Source: the annotation of a GenBank genome assembly